AUGGACGCCAGAUCCCGACCUCACAUCAAGGGGCGCUUCCAGAGAGAGAGAGAGAGAGAGAGAUGCGAUCAUGUCGGGGCGAAGCGCCACCGCAAGGUCCUCCGCGACAACAUCCACGGCAUCACCAAGCCCGCCAUCCGCCGUGGCGGCGUCAAGCGCAUCUCGGGGCUCAUCUACGAGGAGACCCGCGGCGUGCUCAAGAUCUUCCUCGAGAACGUUAUCCGCGACGGCGUCACCUACACCGAGCACGCUCGCCGCAAGACCGUCACCACCAUGGACGUCGUCUACGCCCUCAAGCGCCAGGUUCUUGUUUUGUUCUUGUCAUGCCUAGGAUUUGGUGUGUAG
Musa acuminata AAA Group (dessert banana) is the source of this 345-nucleotide messenger RNA. RefSeq lists its product as uncharacterized. Gene Ontology annotation, molecular function: protein heterodimerization activity; DNA binding; structural constituent of chromatin. NCBI's taxonomy places the organism in Eukaryota, Viridiplantae, Streptophyta, Magnoliopsida, Zingiberales, Musaceae. Gene Ontology annotation, biological process: nucleosome assembly. Gene Ontology annotation, cellular component: nucleosome. The transcript has a single exon. The coding region runs from base 1 to 345 and encodes 114 amino acids. The record is from RefSeq and is a predicted model, not a curated record.